This is a messenger RNA of Populus trichocarpa (black cottonwood), 1703 nucleotides long. RefSeq lists its product as uncharacterized. Bases 312 to 1337 code for a protein of 341 amino acids. The transcript has 10 exons. NCBI's taxonomy places the organism in Eukaryota, Viridiplantae, Streptophyta, Magnoliopsida, Malpighiales, Salicaceae. The record is from RefSeq and is a predicted model, not a curated record.
CAACUUUUGCCCAUUUGGAGGGAAACCCUCCAAAGUUCAAACCUAGACACCAACCCCUCAAAUUAUUCACCCAAAUUCAAAUUUAUACACUUCACUAUCUCAUCAAUACAACGACAGCAGCGGCAACAACAAAGCCAAGACACGCGUAGUAAAAGAAAAGGAAAGAAAAAAAACCCUUCCUUUCCUUACCAAAAACAAAACCCCAUUUUUAUUAUUGUCCAAAUUCCCCCUCUUCCUCUACCGUACACAACAUCUUCCUUAAGCAAACCAAAAGGAAUCCCACAAUAUCAUUUUUGUAGUAAUCAGCAACUAUGUCACAGCAUACAACAGGAGGGACUGAUUUUAGCUUACCAGAUGAGAUCUUAGCAGUGAUUCCAUUGGACCCAUAUGAACAACUGGAUCUGGCAAGGAAGAUUACAUCCAUGGCAAUUGCAUCCCGCGUCUCCAAUUUGGAAUCUGAGAUGGGUCGCAUGAAGCAGAAGAUGUUAGAGAAGGAUCAUAUUAUUUUUGAGCUUCAAGAGAAAUUGGGUAACUUGCAACGUGUCUGCCAGGAAUCUGAAUCCAAAUUGAGUCUAACUCUCGAUGACAAUGUGAAACUUUCAAAGGAAAGGGAUUCACUGGCAAUGACCGCAAAGAAACUUGGACGUGAUUUGGCAAAGUUGGAGACAUUUAAGAGGCAACUAAUGCAGUCACUAAGUGAUGAUAGUUCAUCGCAGCAAGCUGAAUCCGUGGAUAUUGGCACCUGUGAUCAAUCAGUUCCUAGAGUCUAUCCCGACAAAGAUGAGGGGAUGAAUGGCUAUGUAACCCACCAUUCUUUCAGUGGCUGUACUGAUAUCAGAAACAACAAUAGUAUUGAUGAGGCUUCUAGGCAUGCUGGACAAAGAUUUUCUAUCACCCCAUAUAUUACACCACGGCGGACUCCAACUGGAACUCCAAACAUUAUUUCUACAAGUGUAUCUCCUAAAGGUUAUUCUGCUGCUGGAUCUCCUCAGAGAACCUCAGGGGCAACUUCUCCUACAAAGCCUCAAUAUGAUAAACAAGCUUCCCUUUCUUCAUGGUACCCGUCAAGCCAGCAAUCAUCAGCGGCAAACUCUCCUCCCCGUGGUCGUGCAAUUCCAGGUCGCCCUCCACGCAUGGAUGGAAAGGAGUUCUUUCGUCAGGCCAGGAGUCGCCUAUCAUAUGAACAGUUCAGUGCAUUUCUGGCUAACAUCAAGAAACUAAAUGGUCAAGAACAAACUCGAGAGGAAACUUUAAGGAAAGCAGGAGAGAUAUUUGGGACAGAAAACAAAGAUCUUUAUCUUUCUUUCCAAGGAUUGCUUAAUCGCAACAUACACUAGACCUCAAGCUGUCCAUGUAGCUAGGAAGGUUCUAGAUAGAUAUCAGAGUUCCAUUUGGUUUUUGGACAUUGAUGAAUUCUACCUCGACUGACAACGAUUGCUUGGCAGGUCGUGGAUCAGACUUGUUCCCAUCUUCUAUGAAGAUUGCUUUGGCGUAAAUUCUCCAAGGCAAUUGAAUUUUUUUUUUUUUUAAAGAGAGGACAGUAGCUGCUUCUUUUGAGCAACUAGAAUAAGAAUGUAAAUAAUUCGAGGUUUUCGUAUGGCCUGCUCAGCCAUUAGUGCUUCUCGAUAUCCUGCAAGAUUUUUAUAUCUUGUACUUGCAAACAAGGGAUUUUUUCUUCAUUGUGGCAUUAUCCAUCACCUCAA